UGCUUCCUCCCAGGGCCUUGCAAAACAAAAAGCAAACCUUCCUCCUGCUCAGUCUGCAGAGUGAACUGAGCUGCAUCCCCAGGGCUGAGGGAGGGGCUGGGCAGUCCCUGGGUGGAAACACAUUUGCAUGAGCAGCCCCUCCUCUGCAGAGGGUGGGAAGAAAAGGAGGCCUGGGGCAGCCCAGUCCCACUGCAGGGAAAGAGGCUGUGUCCACCAUGGCCUGGACUCCUCUCCUCCUCCUGCUCCUCUCUCACUGCACAGGUUCCCUCUCCCAGCCUGUGCUGACUCAGCCGGCCUCCCUCUCAGCAUCUCCUGGAGCAUCAGCCAGUCUCACAUGCACCUUCAGCGGUGGCAUCAAUGUUGCUGGCUACUACAUACACUGGUACCAGCAGAAGCCAGGGAGUCCUCCCCGGUAUCUUCUGAGGUACAAAUCAGACUCAGAUAAGGGCCAGGGCUCCGGAGUCCCCAGCCGCUUCUCUGGAUCCAAAGAUGCUUCAGCCAACACAGGGAUUUUACGCAUCUCUGGGCUCCAGUCUGAGGAUGAGGCUGACUAUUACUGUGCCAUUAGGCACAGCAGCGGUCCUCACAGUGACACACACAGAUGGGGAAGUGGGACAAAAUCUCACCCUGCUCUGGGUCUUGCUCUGUAACAAUUUUUAAAUUUUAAAAUAACUGGCCUAGGCACAAACUACAUUUGGAUGUACUUUCUAGUUGUUAAAGGCUCUUCUGUCAAUUUCCCAUCCAUUUUUCUGAUGUCUCAGUAAAACAAAAACAGAACAAAAGGAAACCACCUGAUGACCCUGAAGCGUUGGCUGCGUGUCCAUGUGUGCUGCUAACAUCAGUACCUGUGGAGCUGGACUUUUGUUUUGAAAGAAGCAAAAUGAGGCUUUCCAAGCUCACAGCAUGGUCAGAGCCUGGGGACAUGGUAGCAGGUGAACAGUCCCCUGCAGCAUGGACUCUGCUCUUCCAGCGUACAAGCAGAGACCUCCCCUUCCAUCCCCAGUAGUCUGUUCUCAGGGCUGUCUGAGGCUCACCGUGUCCCAGGAACAAGUCACUCAAAUAUGAAAUGCUGCCUGAGGACGCAGGUCAGGGAGGAAUUCCGGAUACAGAGCUGAUCUGGCUCAGUCCUGGGCACCUGCCUUUCAGUGGAAAUGCCAGGAGAUGGGGUUAGGUCUGAGGGUAACUGCAGACCUGGGGCCAGUAAAGUUCUGUG
Cercocebus atys (sooty mangabey) is the source of this 1213-nucleotide messenger RNA. Its product is annotated as immunoglobulin omega chain-like. Bases 216 to 650 code for a protein of 144 amino acids. Lineage: Eukaryota; Metazoa; Chordata; Mammalia; Primates; Cercopithecidae. The record is from RefSeq and is a predicted model, not a curated record. The transcript is spliced from 2 exons. Gene Ontology annotation, biological process: immune response; immunoglobulin production.